GAGAGCAUCACCGGUCGGGCGGAAUGCUGGGACCGAGCGUAGCCUGAGCAGCCGGGGAAGGAACGCGGCGAAGCCGGAGGAGCGAGGCGCUUCUCCCUGGCCGCAAGCAGGCACAAGAGGCUUCUGGGUGUUCUGAGGAUGUCCCCGACACUCCUGGAGAUCCACUGCGUCUAACCCGCCUGGAACCCGUGGUAAGGUGUGACUGGUUAAAGGACAGGCCACGGUGUCGUGGGCUAGAGGCUCUGACUCAACUUGGCAGAUGGGCCGCCUGAUUCUUUCUUCAGGGCGUAAGGGUCUUUACGUGGUUCUACCCGCCCUGCGACGCUCCUGAGGAGAUUGUGCCAAGCAGAGUGUCAUGCACAUCAGUCUUCCAGGGGUGGAGGUCUCAUCUGGAUUGGCCACUUCCAGCCUCCGGGAGCUUGGAAUAUUGAGGGUAUUUUUGUUAGAAGUCUGACUUUGGGUUUGAAGACUGAGAGCGUGGCUGAGUAGGCUUUAUUAUCCCUGAAAACCGGUCAGAAUGGGAGACCAGGCCCCACCCACACUCAUGCAGCUGGCAAGACAGAGGCUGCUGAGGGAGGAGGCCUUGAUCAUUUCUACUCUGGAGGAACUGCCCAUGGGGCUGCUCCCAGCGAUGUUUGAGGAGGCCUUCACUGACAGACGUACAAACAUCCUGAGGGCCAUGGUGUCUGCCUGGCCAUUCCCCUGCCUUCCUGCAGGAACCCUGAUAAAGGACCCCCACCUGGAGAUUUUGAAAGCUUUGCUUGCUGGACUAGAUGUGCUGAUUACCGAGAAGGUUCAUGCAAGGAGGUCGAAACUCAGAGUGCUUGAUUUGACGAAUGUGCACCAUGACUUCUGGAGCAUUAGGGCUGAAACCCAGGAAAACGACUACUCACCACAAGCCAAGAGGCAGAAGCAACCAGUGGAGGAGAUCUGCCCCAAUUCUGGGGUGAGGAAACGUUUUAAGGUAGUAACUGAUCUUGAACUCAUAAAGGCCAGGUUCAAUAAAUGUGAAACGUACUUGUUACAGUGGGCCCAGCAGCGAAAGGAUUCCAUUCAUCUGUGCUGUAGAAAGCUGAAGAUCUGGGAUUCACCUGUCUUCGCUGCCUUGCAGAUCUUCAAAAAUAUAGAUCUAGACUGUAUCCUGGAGCUGCAGCUGAGUCAAUGGUCACUUGAAUUCAUGGCACAGCUUUUUCCUUACCUGGAGCAGAUGAGAAAUCUUCACACGCUUGUGCUAGAGGGAAUUCCGAAGCCCUUCAGAUUUGCUGCUUCUGCAGAGCAGGGAUGGAUAAGCAUGUUGCUUUCUCAGAUCUCCAAACUCCCUCGUCUCCAGAAUCUCUAUGUAUAUAAUAUCUACUUUUUAACAGGCUGCCUUGAGGAGUGGCUCAGGUGCCUGAAGACCCCCUUGAAGACCCUGUCAAUCACUGACUGCCGGCUCUCCCAGUCAGACUUGGAUUACCUGAGCCAGUGCCUGAACAUCCGUGAGCUCAAACAUCUGAACCUGAGUGGUGUCGUGCUAUCUGAUUCAUGCCCUAAGCUUCUCGGGAUUCUCCUCGGGAGAAUCGCAAGUACCCUGCAAACCCUGGAAUUGGAGGAGUGCGAGAUGAGGGACUCUCAUUUCAAUGCUAUCUUGCCUUCCCUGAGCCAAUGCUUCCAGCUUACCAAGGUCAAUUUCUAUCAUAAUAAUAUCUCUCUGCUUGUCCUGAAGAACCUUCUACGUCACACAGCCAAGCUGAGCAAGCUGACCCAGGAGCUGUAUCCUGCCCCUCUGGAAUGCUAUGAAGAAUUGAGAAUACUUAGAAACAGAUUUAAGCUACUUUGUCCCGAGCUGCUGGAUAUACUCAGGGCCAAAAGGCAGCCCAAGAAAGUCUCCUUUUCUACAAGAACCUGCUUGGACUGUUUUCACUCCUGUUUCUAUGACCUGGAGGCCAGACUUUGCCUUUGUCCGUAAGUAGGAUAAGGUUGCUUCUGGUACUAAAACUGGAAGCCUAGAGUUAGGAGUGUAUGUACACUGUGCAUCCUCAAUUGCAUAUAAUAAAUGUACUGAGUUUUUGGGGUUUAAAAAAAAAAAAAAAAAAAAAAAAAAAGAAGAAGUUUAACUUUGUGGUCCUGGCCUGCAACAUGGCUCAACAGGAGUUCAGUCCCUGGGACCCUUGAGGUGGAACGAGAGAACCAUCUCUCAAUUUUCCUUUGACUUCCAAACACAUACACACAAAAAUAUAAAUAAAUGUAAUGAAAUAGAAUUUAAAAAUUUUGCUUCCAAAAGAACAGAGAAAUCUUGCCAUCAUUUUGGGAUAGUUGGGUGAAAACUGACUGCCUCUUGACCGGUGGUUUUUAGUUCCAUCACAGUUAUGCCAUCCGUGGCAUGUGCUCUCCAAGUGAGAUUCCACUUCUGUGGUUGACCAAUGUCUGCCACAAAGAAAACUUGGAAAAAUAUGGUUGUUCUAGAACAUGGGAUUGCAUUUCUUACUCUUCAACUUGACAGCU
Molecule: messenger RNA, 2484 nt
Organism: Onychomys torridus (southern grasshopper mouse)
Lineage: Eukaryota; Metazoa; Chordata; Mammalia; Rodentia; Cricetidae
Product: oogenesin-3-like
Exons: 2
Coding region: 518-1948 (476 amino acids)
Biological process (GO): negative regulation of apoptotic process; positive regulation of cell population proliferation; negative regulation of DNA-templated transcription
Cellular component (GO): cytoplasm
Source: RefSeq, a predicted model, not a curated record